Messenger RNA from Cyprinus carpio (common carp), 1333 nucleotides. RefSeq lists its product as uncharacterized. NCBI's taxonomy places the organism in Eukaryota, Metazoa, Chordata, Actinopteri, Cypriniformes, Cyprinidae. The record is from RefSeq and is a predicted model, not a curated record. The transcript has 2 exons. Bases 433 to 1167 code for a protein of 244 amino acids.
CGUACUUCCGCUAAAAUCUCAGCCUGCUAAGCCAUUUCCACUCGCGCUGAGGCGAUUGUUUACAAAGCGAUAUAACAGCAACUACAAUAUGACUAGUAAGAAAACGUUCAAAUUUCAGCGAACCAUCUAUAGUACAGCCGAGCAUUGCUGUGUGCCUCUGUGUCAAGCUUCGAGCAAGUACAACAGUUUACUUAGUUUUCAUACAUUUCCAUCUGACGCGGAAAUCAGGCGAAAAUGGCUUGUAGCUAUCCGGAGGGACAAAUUCACAGUUACUCCCCAUACCCGAGUAUGUAGCCGACAUUUUAACAAGGAGGAUGUUCGUGAGCCCUUAUCAGAGACGGGGAGGCGGCUAUUAAACAAGGGAGCUGUAUAGCUGUCACCUUUACAGAGCCAAGUUCCACUGUAACUCGUUUCCUGCAGCCCAUUGAUGAGAUGUUCAUGUUUCUCAAUUACCUGGCACUGGGUUCAAAACAGCGUGAUCUUGCUGACCGGUAUGGAGUCCACCAGUCCACAGUCAGUCGGAUCAUUACAACAUGGAGCAACUUUCUGUACACUGUGCUAGGGUCUGUGAGGAUCUGGAUACCAGAGGAGAAAAUAAGGGCACAUCUGCCAGCUGAGUUUAAGGACUAUGCAGACACUACAGUCAUCCUGGACUGCACAGAGUUAAGGUGCCAGUGCCCUUCAUCACCUCUUCUCCAAAGUGAAAUGUUCUCAGCAUACAAGUCCCACUGUACUCUCAAAGGGCUGCUUGGAGUGGCUCCUCAUGGGGCGGUCACAUUUAUUUCUCAACUGUACGCUGGUUCCAUCAGUGACAAACAGAUCACGCGUGAGUCUGGAAUUCUCUCCCUUUUGAGACCUGGAAUGGCCAUCAUGGUCGACCGAGGUUUUCUGGUUGAUGACCUUGUACCUUGCAAGAUUUAUAGGCCAGCAUUUCUCUCUGGAAGAUCCCAGAUGUAUGCCUGUGAGGUCAGGGAGACCCAAGCAAUUGCACGCCUCAGGGUGCAUGUUGAGCGCCUCAUACGGCGUGUUAAGGAACACAAGUUCUUUGACACAGAGAUUCCACUUCGGCUUUUUGGCAACAUUAAUCAGCUGUAUACUGUUGCAUGUCUUCUGACGAACUAUGAAAACGGGCCUCUUGUAAAGGCUUGGGCAAAGAAGCCAGAGUAGCAGCAGUAGAAAAAAAAAAAAAUUAAUAACCUAUGACCAUUUGUAUAACUACUUUCUUUAAAUGUACCUUUGUAAAUUACUUUGUAUAAAUUGAAUUUUAUAGUUAAUGUUAUGUAUGCACUGCUGUACAUUGCACAUACUCUUUGAAUAAAGAACUACUGAAUUA